GUCUCCAUGGACCUGCCCGUAUAUCUAAUCUGCCUCAAUCUAUCCACGUGUUACAAAGUCAGGACGUUGUUCUUCAUCCCUUUAACUACGGUACCUCCCAUCACCCACAGUUUGUACAUCUAGUCACUGAGUCGGACGCUUGCGUGCCCCAACGCUGAACCGUCUCCACACUUUACCAACCAGACCGGACAUUAGGUCGACAUGAGUGCCUUCAGAGAAGCGAACAGGAAGGCGUUCAACGAUCUCUCGGCAACCUACAACGCAAAACCGUGGCAACAUAAGCUCUCGCAACAGGUCAGUGAUGCCUUACAAGCUCGCAGAGACUGGCUCGGCAUCCAAUGGGCCCAGUCAAACAACAAGUACGACCGCGACGUCAAACUUCUGGACUAUGCAUGUGGCACCGGCGCCAUUACGAGAGCUCUAGGUCCCUAUGUAACCACGAUUCGCGGCAUCGACAUUAGUGAGAAGAUGGUCGAGGAGUACAACAAAGCCGCUCAAUCAUCUGGACUGUCUACCGAACAGGCCCGGGCCGUCGUCGGCGAUCUUGUGGCAGAGACGGUACCUUCCCACCUUAUAGGCGAUGACUACCAGGACUUCGACAUCGCGAUCAUUGGAUUGGGCUUCCAUCACUUCGAGAACCCGCCUCUAGCCGUCCAUCGUCUUGCAGAACGGCUUAAGCCGGGUGAAGGCGUGUUGGUGAUCAUUGAUUUCUUACCAUUUAGUCAUGAGCGAAAGGUCGAACAGCAGUAUCGCGAGCAGAAUCCGGGCGCUGACUUCCCGGAGAUGAGCCACACGAUCAAACACGACGGCUUCACGGAGCAGGAUAUGCGGAGGAUGUUUGGUGACGCUGGACUCACUGACUUUGGGUUUGAGAUUGAGGUGGAGCCGGCGGUGAUGGAGUUGAAGUCUGGGACGCGAGAGCGGAAGAUUUUCAUUGCAAAGGGGCGACGAACAGGUCAUGCGUGAGCCUACUGUUGCACGUAAUAGCCUGAAUGCAUCGCAAACGCAGAUGUACAGCG
This is a messenger RNA of Baudoinia panamericana UAMH 10762, 1019 nucleotides long. RefSeq lists its product as uncharacterized. Lineage: Eukaryota; Fungi; Ascomycota; Dothideomycetes; Mycosphaerellales; Teratosphaeriaceae. The coding region runs from base 202 to 966 and encodes 254 amino acids. The record is from RefSeq and is a predicted model, not a curated record. The transcript is spliced from 2 exons.